Messenger RNA from Angiostrongylus costaricensis, 954 nucleotides. The record is from the annotation of a GenBank genome assembly. NCBI's taxonomy places the organism in Eukaryota, Metazoa, Nematoda, Chromadorea, Rhabditida, Metastrongylidae.
AUGUGUUUUUUCAUUAUAGGAGAACCUUCGUGUAAUCCAUUCUACGUGCGUUGGCCACGGGUUCGGUUAAACUUCAAGGCAGUUGCGAACGCCCGGUUGGUGCUCGGAGCUUGUGAGAGUGCAUGUUCACUUGGCGAAGAUCCACAGACCCCAGGACGUUCAUUGGAGUGUGCAGCCUUGAAUCACCACCCAUCUCCGGAUGGAUUCGCUCAUCAUUGUGACAUCUUCCAACCACAUCAACUACAAAACGUGGAUGGUUACGUGGAAGCGGAUGAUCGGUACUCGUUUUAUUGGAAGUACUGCCUCAGUUCAACCCGUAAGUGUAACGGUGACUAUGCAUUCACUUACCUCUCUGAUCGCUACAUGGAUGCACGUGAGGUGGUUCGUGUCAGUAAGAAGAAGAGCUUGGAGGACUGUCUCGUCGAAUGUCUCAAUGAAAAGUCGGUUCCAUGUCGAUCGGUUUCAUUCAAUCGAACCGACGGCGGCUGUCACAUUUCAGCGGACAGUCAGCUUACAAAGCCGCUGGCCAUUCGCCUUAACAACAAUCCAAAUUUUCGUAUUGACUACUACGAAAAUAACUGCUAUAAUCUAUCAGAUGUAUUCAAAUUUGAGUCAGAAUGCCGUGAUGAUGGAAUACUCGUCAAGGUAAAAAGCAAAUUCCCAUACACUGGGGCGUUGUACGGUCUCUAUGACUUUUUCACUUGUCGCAUCGAACCGACAGAACUGAAGGAGUUCGAAUAUCUGUUUCCAUUCCCGACAACCUCAAGAAAUUGUAGUGAUAGUAUACGCUUCCAGGGUAAUGAAAUGAUAUUGGACGUCGUUCUUUCUACCGACGGUGUUGAACCACUAUAUUUUAUCACACCUGAGGAUCUAACAUACCAAGCAAAAUGUCCUUUACUAAAUGCAACAACUUCUAGUAAUUACAAACGCUUGAACGAGGAAGGUACACAGUGA